This is a messenger RNA of Triplophysa dalaica, 6299 nucleotides long. It is a transcript of the gene trappc14, whose product is annotated as trafficking protein particle complex subunit 14. Gene Ontology annotation, molecular function: alpha-tubulin binding. Lineage: Eukaryota; Metazoa; Chordata; Actinopteri; Cypriniformes; Nemacheilidae. Gene Ontology annotation, cellular component: TRAPPII protein complex. The record is from RefSeq and is a predicted model, not a curated record. Gene Ontology annotation, biological process: cilium assembly.
UGUAUUUGUGUGCGUGAACUGGUGUUGCACAGAAAUGGGGAAAAAGUAUGAAAGCUGUUUUUAUCAUAUCUUGGCAACCGUAAGCUGAAAGGUAAAACGGGUCGCUUUUACUCUAAAGACAUUUUAGUAUUAACCGGAUCCCGUCGCUCACCGUGUGCCUGCGGUGUGAUGGUCAUGGUGUUAAUGAUGGAAUCGCAAUGUGAAUACUUUAUGUAUUUCCCCGCCGUUCCCAUCUCGGACCUGUCGGACCCGGCUAGAUAUCGCAUACUUCCCCGUCGUAGCCACCUCUAUCUCGGGGAAACCGUGCGCUUUCUUUUGGUGUUGCGCUCUCAGAACGUCGCAUCCUGCACUGCGGCGGCUGAUGCGAGCGGGUCGGAGCAUCACUCCAGUCGCUCUUGGAGGGAGCUGGCCAGAUCUCUCUGCGCCGUGGCCAGCGUUUGCCCCGGCGAUAACCGACAGCGGACACAGCCUUUGUAUCACGACUACCACAGCAGCGGGGACGAGUGUGUGGAGGAUACGGACGAUGAUGAUGCUGCGGAGGUGGGCUGCACAGGUAGAGGGGGCCCUCGCUGCCGGGGCUUCCGGGAUUGCAAGCCGCUUCUCAUUCAUAACAACCCGGGCAACGGCGUGAGGGAAUUCCGCAAGGCUCCCGUGCAGUCUCCUUUGGAUGAGCCGGUGGUUUUAACCGAUGAGGUCAUUUUCCCUCUUACUGUGUCCCUGGAUAAGCUCCCUGUCAACACUCUUAAAGUAAAGAUUAUAGUGACUGUGUGGAAGCAAGAAGAGGAGAAAGCUGAGAUCCAAGAACAUGGCUACCUCACCAUCCUGCAACAGAAGAGCCCCUGCCAAACAUUUCGCCAGGACCUGAACACCUUCAAAGCUCAGGUCAGCACCACGCUCAAUGUGCUGCCUCCCCCCACAGUGAAGUGUCAGCAAAUGACUGUUUCAGGCAGACACUUAACUGUGCUCAAAGUGUUAAACGGGAGUUCUCAGGAGGAAGUGAGUGUCCGUGACGUCAAGAUACUUCCCAACUUCAACGCCUCUUACUUACCAAUGAUGCCAGAUGGUUCUGUGCUGCUGGUGGACAAUGUCUGUCAUCAGUCAGGAGAAGUUGCCAUGGCAUCAUUCUAUAGGAUGGACAGCGAGUCUAGCCAUCUUCCCAGCACGCUCAGCGCUCUAGAAGAGCAAAACUUUCUUUUCCAACUGCAGCUCAGCAACCAGCCACAAGAUGAUUCAAAUGAGGGACUGGAGGUGCCAUUGGUAGCGGUUUUACAGUGGUCCACUCCUAAACUGCCCUUUACCAAUUCCAUCUACACUCACUAUAGUCUCCCCAGCGUGAGACUGGACCGGCCUCGCUUUAUCAUGACUGCAAGCUGUCCCAGUGCCGUCAAGGCCCGCGAGCAUUUCCGGGUCCGGUACACCCUCCUCAACAACCUGCAGGACUUUUUGGCUGUCCGACUAGUCUGGACACCUGAAGCUCGUGGGCAGAAAGAUGACCCAGCAGUAAAUGCAGUGGUGUGUCAUUCUCCUCUCAGUAACCUCGGUUAUUGUCGGAAAGGCAGUACCCUCUCCAUCAGCGUGGCUUUCCAGAUACUCAGAGCAGGUCUUUUUGAGUUAAGUCAGCACAUGAAGCUGAAACUGCAGUUCACAGCAUCCGUCUCCAACCCUCCUCCUGAUGCCCGUCCUUUGUCUCGCAAGAACAGCCCGUCCAGCCCAUCGGUCAGAGACAUUCUGGAUCGACAUCAGGCCAGUCUAAGUCUAGGCCGCUCUCAGUCCUUCUCGCACCAGCAACCGUCCAAGUUCCACCUCACUAGGACUGGCAGUGUUAUGGAGCGCAGGGCCAUAACCCCUCCCGUGGGCUCUCCUGUCGGUCGACCGUUGUACCUCCCGCCAGACCGGAACAUUCUGUCUCUCGACAAAAUUGCCAAGCGUGAGUGCAAGGUGCUGGUACUUGAUCCCCACACCUAAAUCCCCACACAAAUAUGCAUAGAGAGAGGCAGAGGUGGUAUUCUUGAACGUUGUCAUGAAGUAGUGGUUUGUCACGUAAUAUGAUUUUGUGUUGUGUAUCUUUUUACUUGCAUUAUUUGUUUACAUGCUGUAACGUGGUUCUUUUAAAGAUUUCAAUGCAAAAUAUCUGCAGCUAUACUGUUUUUGACAUUCUUUUCUGAAAGAAUGACUGAAGACACAUGUCACAGGGGUAAUGUAGGAAAUUACACUGAAGUUAGAUUUUGAAACUUUUACUUGUAAAAAAGUUUUAACCUUUUCUGCAUUCAAGUUAAAAUGAUUCUGAUGCCGUUUUGAAAGGGGAGAGAAAAAUGCUUGGUCACACACUAUUGUGUUUCUGUCAUGUUUUGCAACCUAGUAUUGGAUGAAUGUCCUUAAACAAAUAAUUAUUGGAAUGCCAGCAUUUCCCCACCCAUAUUUGAUCUUCUUUUGCAUUCCGAUAAUUAUUUGCUUUACUUGUGAACAUGCUUUUAUUGUUUUUCCUAAUUACUUGAAUGGUGGUUUGCAAUGUUGUGUCUAUGAGCGGCCUACAUUUACUCUGGAAUUGUUUUGAACAAUCCAUGUAUGCUGUUUUGCGUUAGUUCACAUUUCUUCGCUUGUUUUGUUAAAUUCUGUGCACAUAGGAGCCAUUUCGACUGCUGUUUUAAGUCAUUCCAAUAGGUCUCCUGUCUAACGCAAACCACAGCUUUCCAAUAUUCACACAUCCUUACUCAUUAGUUACACAUAACUUAUUUCAUAUUUAUUGUAUAUAAAUUAUUUUACCGAUGGUCUACACAUUACAGUUUUUAAAUGAUAACCACACACAAACUUUCAAUGCCUUAUAGCAGGCAAAUGAAGUCAGUUGUAUUUUCCAAAGGUGGAGCUUGUGUUAUUUGCACAUGCCAUUUGAUUUAUGCUCAUCUUUUUUAAUGACUUGGUAAUAUAAUGCACACAUCACAUUCGAUGAUGGCUUAAAGGGAUAGUCCACCUAAAAAGAAAAAUUCUGUCAUGAAUAACUCAUGCACAAGUUGUUCCAAACCUGUACAUUUCUUUGUUCUGUGGAACACAAAUAUUAAUAUUUGUAUGAAUGUUAGCAACUGAGAUUUCUGGGGCACCAUUGACUACCGUAGUACAAAAAUAUUGUUGUAUUUUUUUGUUUGUUCUGAUAAACACAAAAGAAGAUAUUUGGAAGAAUAUGGGAAAACAAACAUCUCUGGGGCACCUUUGACUACCAUUUUUAACUUCUCCAUAAAUCUCAGUUGCUAACAUUCAUACAAAUAUCUUUCUUUGUCAAAACCCAAAAAAUGUAUACAGGUUUGGAAACAACUUGAGGGUGAGAAUUUCAAGACUGAUUUUUUAUUUUUGGGUGGAGCAUCCAAAAUUUGGGAUGUACUGUAUACGGCUUCAGUGCCAUGUGAUUACAGUGCAAUGCUGCCCACUCAAGUACUAUUGAUUUCUGUUCAUUCACAUUGAACAUCAAUAUUUUACAGAGAGCUGUAAUCUACAAGUCCUUUGCUUAUACUGAUAACCAAUAAUCAGCCGACAUAGACCAUUACAAUGUUUACAUAUCUGUGCACACUUGCAGAGAGUGUUUUUGCUCUGACCAUUCACUACUGAAUAGUCCUCUGCACUGAAUCUUGCACAGGGUUAAUCUUGAAAUUCGUAUUUAAAGGAAUAGUUUAUUCUAAACUAAAAAUGCUGUAAAUAUUUACUCACCCCGUGUAGAACACAAAAUGAGAAAUGUUCUGGAAUUUUCACACAUUUUCAGUUUUAAGCAGGAUUAUCAGCAAACAGUGAAGGCUUGAGACAUAUUGUGAAAUGUUGUUAUUUGUCCUCUAUGAAGCUUAAGGGGAUAUUUCAGAGGCAAAACAAAAUUUCCCUAUGUUUACUCACCCUCAAGGCAUCCUUGAAUAAGACUUUCUUCUUGAAGAAUAAUGUAGUCAGAUGUAUAAAAGCUACCACGUAUCAUUUUUCUUCCAAUCGGCAGAAUGGGAGUGAAGGGGGGAACUUUUUGGAAGUUCCAAAAAGUGCAUCCAUCGAUCAAAGAAUUUGCUCGACACGGCUCCGUCACUGUCAUUUGUCGGAAAAAUAAGCCUCUGGUUUAUGCACAGCAGUGGGAUAACGGAAGCUAGACAUUAUCGUUAUUAGCGUUGUCAAAAUGGAUAUUUCUCUCAAACUCCAUUCUACCGAUUGGAAGAAAAUUGAUACGUGGUAUUAUAACUCUGACUGCAUUGUUCUUCACGUAGAAAGUCAAAUUCAGUCAGGAUGCUUUGAGGGUGAGUAGAUGGGGAAAUUUCAUUCUGCCUCUGAAAUAUCCCUUUAAUAGACAGUCACCAUUGUUGUGACUAUUUUGUUUUCACCAGGAAAAAUUCCAGGAUCACCCUCGAUAUACAAAUCUGUAUAUCUUUGUAGUGAUAAACACAGAGAACGAUAUUUGGAAGAAUGCUUGUAACCAAACAGUUUUUGGCCUCCAUUGACUACCAUAGUCGGAAAAAUUACAAUGGUAGUCAUAAGUGUCUCAGAACUGUUUUGCUUUCCUAUUUUCCUAUCUUCUUUUGUGUUUAACAGAACAAAGAAAUUUAUAAAGCUCAUUUUCUUACUAUGGUAAUCAAUGGUGGCCAAGAGCUGUUUGAUUAUAAGCAUUAUUUCAAAUAUCUUGCUCUCUGUUGAUCAGUACAAAUAAGGUCAUACAGAUAUGGAACAACUCGGGCAGGAGUAAAUGAUGACAGAAUUUUCAUUUUUGGGCGAACUAUUCCUUUGAGGUCGGUGUCAAAAUAUGCAGAUAUAGUUUUAAUGUCAACACUGUGAUGUAUCUUUGUUAAAUUCUCGCUUCUGCUUGUACUAUCCAUAUUUGCAACGGGUCCGUUCUUGAGUAUAUAAUUGUACCUGUUUAAAUUUGUUUUGAAGAAAGGCUUCUUGACACAAUUAGACUCUGUACUGAAGAAGGAAAAGUUUUUAAAUUAUUUUAUUUUUGCUUUCCAAGGUAUCAAAUGAUUACAUUUUAUUGUUCAUAACAUUUAUGUUCAUUUUGUUGCGCUCAUGUUUUUGCCAAGCGGUUGAUGUCCUUAGGGCAACAUCUUGACCCUGGGACAACAUUUAAAUUAACGAAUCAGAUUUCAGAAAUCAAUUCUCAGUUUAUUAUAAAUUUAAUCUUCCAACCAGGAUUAGGUGCUCCUAGACCAGGUCUAUUCAAUUGGCGGCCCGCGGCCCGAACCCGGUCCUCGAUGAUAUCUGUUCCGGCCCUUCAAGCAUAGUGUGAAAAAGAAUCUCUAGAAUAAAUUAGUUCAGUCGGGAACUGCUUUGGCAUCUUAACAACAACAUUAUCUUAUGCACCGAUGUUGUUGUUGUGCAGUUUAAAAUACAAAAUCAGCAUGUUUAAAUGUAGGUGUCUUAUAGGGCAAUAAUGUAAAAAGACAACAUACUGGCUCCCAUGUUAGGGCCUUUGAUUGAAUCGCGGAAUCCAGGCAAAUUGUGCAUUUACUUUAGAAAUAUUCAAAUGGUGUUUAAAUAUGUAAUCUGCAAUUGUUUUGCGUGUGCUGGUGGAGCCUUUCAGAGAACACGCGCACAAUUAUGCUACUGUUCCUGUUUCAUGUGAGAAUUAAAAAAGCAACUGUCAAACACCCUUUGCGGCGACCCGUCAAAAUAAAGGUCCGGUUUACCACAACAUCCCUCUUGAUUUUUACUAGGUAUAUUAUUUACUUUGUGCUUUAGUAGACUAAAUCAAAUGUGCUAGUUACAUUAUAAAAAUAACUUUUUAAAAAUUAGAACUUUUUUUACUUAUAUUUAAGUAGAUUUAAAAACAACUAUUUAAUUUUUAUUUUUCCCUGUAUGGUUCAACGUAUCUACUGAUAAGUGAAUACUUUAGUAUACUGAACUAUUAUAUUAUGUGGGCAAAUAUAGUACUUUUGAUUGGGGAAGGACGCAAAACAGAGAAUUCAGAAAAAUUAAAACAUAAUUUAUUUCUCAUUGUUGUUAUUAUCCCUUAUAUUGCAACCCAUAUCCCUCCAGCCCCUCGUUUGGGAUGCUUUUCAUGAAUCGGCCCCCAUGACAAACUAAUUGAAUAGCCCUGUUUUAGACAGGGCUCUGAUUUUCCCUCUGAUUUUAGUGGUAAGUUAUGGUUAGUGUUAGGGUUUUGUGUGGGUUUAGGUUUUAUUUACAAAAUGUGUUGCUCUGAGGACAUCAACCAUUUGGCAAAAUCAGGUCGAGCCCAUUUUGUUGAUUUAGCACUUUAUUUCAUUUUCUAAUUUAAUGUUUUUCAAAAGAAGAGGCAUGUUCAAAAGUCCAUUUGUUUUUUUAAAUAAAAAUGUGAAACUUUUGAA